AUAUGGCAUUGGGGGGCAGAUGGGUGUCAGCUAUGGGGCGGGGGAAACGGCCGCCGGGUGCUAUAAACCCGCAGCAAAGCGCCUCUGUUUCAAUGGAACAGCGGAGCGGGGCUGAGCCCAGCGGGGACGCAGCGCAGCCGAGGGGGAAAAGGGCCCCUCUGUGCAAAACCCCACAAACUGUGGGGUUCUCCUCCUCCUCCUCCUCCCCACACUGCACAGCUCGGCUAUGGAGUACAUCAUAGGGAUCGGAGGCGUCACCAACGGGGGCAAAACCACGCUGACCAACAGGAUCGUCAAGGCGCUGCCCAACUGCUGCGUCGUGCACCAGGAUGACUUCUUCAAGCCCCAAGACCAAAUAGAAGUCGGGGAGGACGGCUUCAAGCAGUGGGACGUGCUGGACUCCCUGGAUAUGGAGGCCAUGGUGAGCACGGUGCGUGCCUGGAUGGAGAACCCGGUCAAGUUUGCCCGUUCCCAUGGGGUGAACGUCACACCUGACCCUACAGAGCCUCCCUCCAAAGAGCCCCACAUUCUGCUCAUCGAAGGCUUCCUGCUUUACAACUACAGACCCCUGAUGGAGCUCUUCGACCUCCGCUACUUCCUGGCAGUGCCGUACGAUGAGUGCAAACGGAGGAGGAGUACGCGCAGCUACACCGUCCCUGAUCCCCCCGGCCUCUUCGAUGGCCACGUGUGGCCCAUGUACCUGAAACACCGCAAGGAGAUGGAGGACAACGGGGUCGAUGUCGUCUAUUUAGAUGGGCUGAAGAGCAGAGAGGAGCUCUACGACGAAGUCCUGGAGGACAUCAGGAACAGAUUGCUGAACCGCCCCCCAGGGCCCCCCAAGAGCUGAGGGACCCCACGCUCAGAUGUAAAUACUACUUAACGCCGCCGUCGGAACGAGGGUUGAUUUGGGAAACGUCUUUUGUAUAUAAUUGAGAACUGAAGAUAAUUUAUUUGCAACCGUG
Messenger RNA from Lagopus muta (rock ptarmigan), 962 nucleotides. RefSeq names its product nicotinamide riboside kinase 2 (gene NMRK2). Gene Ontology annotation, cellular component: cytoplasm. Bases 227 to 847 code for a protein of 206 amino acids. The transcript is spliced from 8 exons. NCBI's taxonomy places the organism in Eukaryota, Metazoa, Chordata, Aves, Galliformes, Phasianidae. The record is from RefSeq and is a predicted model, not a curated record.